Messenger RNA from Sclerotinia trifoliorum, 2577 nucleotides. The record is from the annotation of a GenBank genome assembly. Lineage: Eukaryota; Fungi; Ascomycota; Leotiomycetes; Helotiales; Sclerotiniaceae.
AUUUGAGGAAUCAACAUCGACAAAUUUCUCUUCUCCAUGUUGUAACCCAUAACUUCAUCACACAAACUACAGCAUACGUUCUUUUCUAAUGGCCUGUUCAAUGCUUUUAUCAUUUAAAAUAAUUUUAUGACACACGCCCACUUCUGACAUAUUCGAAUGCGCCCAUCAAUUCUAUAAACGACAUUAAACUUGAGAAGGUACACCAGUACACCUCAAUUCGGCACCAUGGGACUUGAUCGCGGUCAGCGGCGGGUUUUCCUCUUUCUAGUCGUCACUGGUCUUAUAAUCCUUCUCUUCAAUCUUUCCAUGCUCUCUGGCACAGAUGUGCAAUCAAAUGUGAAAAAGAUCCCUAUACCAGGUUUGAAAAAUAAGCCACAGCCUGAUGUUAGUAUUUUCUGCGCCUCUACCAAAACAAACUCCCCUGACUUGGCUAAUUUUAUCUUCCGUAGUCCACAAAAUCGCCCUCGUCGCAUCAAGGUCAAGAGGUGGUGGGUGUGAUUGCAGACCAACAUCCCAUAGCUGCACUUAUGAAAGAGGCGGAUGAAGCAUUUCGAGUUUAUGACGAAAGCAGAUCGAAAACUUUCAAGGAGACUGUUUCGAAAUAUAGAAGGAAACAUGGAAGGCAUCCACCGCCCAAAUUCAAGGAGUGGUAUAAAUAUGCUCGGGAUAGGAAGAUCUAUAAUAUUGAUGAUUUUAAUCAAGUUAUGGAUGACCUACGUCCAUUUUGGGGAGUCGAUCCCGCUAUUAUUCGAUCUCAAGCGGCACAUCUCCAUGCCAAUCAUGAUGACGGAAUUUCUGGAAUCCACAUACGAUCUGGGAAAGUUUGGAAGUUGAGCAAUGAAAAUUGGAGGGCAGAGACUAUGCGAGAUAUGAUUGAGCCCUUUGUCCAAUACCUGCCGGAUAUGGAUAUUGCCAUGAACAGGUUAGACCAACCACGACUAGCGAUACCAUGGAAUGAUUUGCAAGCUCUACUUGCCAAUGAAACUGCAAGUAGACUUAUGUUGCCGGAAGCUGUCGCUGAUUUCACUAAAAAUAUGUCUGGGCUGUGGCAAAAGGGCGCAUCCUUAUUUAAUGAAGGGGAGACUGAACCUCUGUUGAAAGACCCAGAGUGGUUCAGAGCACCUGGUCAGCAAUAUAUGUUGAUUGCAAAAGAAGCCUGCCCACCGGAAUCUCAUGCCCGAGAGUCACUGUCUCAAUCCGCUGCAGAGGCCACCUAUAAAAGUUCAGAGGGAGGAUUUAUUACAAAUUUCAAUCUUUCUUCUGAUCUCUGCACAAUCGGCCCUGAAGUUCAAGAUUUGCAUGGGUUUUUAUAUGCAAGCAGCACAGUAACGGCCAGCAAGCUUCCACUACCUGUAUUUGGAGAAUGUAAAGUGAAUAUCAAUAAUGAUAUUCUAUUUCCUGCGAACAAAUACUACGAGUAUGAUGAUGCUAGAUAUGCCUACAACCCGGCGGGUGACGUAGGAUGGGACGACAAGGAGGAUAAUAUGAUUUGGAGGGGUGUCACUUCUGGCGGGACUAAUACAGCAGAAACUUGGAAGAGGAUGCAUCGUCAAAGACUAGUUUUACUCACCAACGGGACUGUUAUGAAAGAUACGAAUGUGGAGAUUAUGGCCAUGGAUCCGAACAAUCCAGGUACAUACAAACCUUAUGACCAAUUUCAACCUAGCGAAUUUGCCACAAAAUAUACGGAUGCGGGCUUCACUGAGCCCGCUUCCUGUGUACCAAACUGUAGCUUUUACGACGAUGUAUGGACCUACAAGCCUGGUGUGGAACUUACCAACCAAUUUAAGAAUAAAUAUCUCAUCGACGUUGACGGCCAUUCGUUCUCCGGCCGUUGGCACGCAUUUCUCAAAAGCAAGGGACUGGGUAUCAAAAGUACCAUAUUCAGGGAAUGGCAUGAUAGUCGGUUAUUUGCAUGGAGGCAUUUUGUUCCACUAGAUAACCGAUACGACGAAUUGUAUAGUAUCCUCACCUAUUUUAUUGGAUUGGGAGAUGCAAACUCGAAAGGCAAAGAUGGGAAGCCUUAUGUACAAAGACAUGAUUUCGAGGCGAGAAAGUUAGGAAGACAAGGAAGAGAAUGGGCGAAUAAGGUUUUGAGAAAAGAGGAUAUUGAGGUGAGUUUAAUCCGUCAGCUGGACGCAAGCCAUAGUGGAUGGAUGGUGCUAAUCGAAGAAAAACAUAGAUCUAUCUCUUCAGACUUCUAAUUGAAUACGCCCGUAUAAUUGACGAUAAUCGCGAUACGAUAGGGUAUUCUGGGGAUGGUAGUGAGUUGGUCAAGUACGAUGAUCAAAAUCCGUUUCCAGAGCAAGUUGAGUAAUGAGGAAAAUGAAUUGAAAAAAGCAUUUGCAUGAGCGUGGCGUUUGGGGAAGGGGGGGUUUUUUUUCUCUCCUAUAACAGGGAAAGCGAGGACUUGGGGGUUUUGUGAGAAUGGACGAAUCAUACAUUGUAUAUCAAACGCGUAUACUAAAUGUAUAUUAUGUCAAGAAAAUUGAUAAAGGAUGGCGCUUAAGAUCGAUACCUCCUGCAUUAGAUCUAUUCUUUUAAUUAUAUAUCUACUUAGAACCAAUUCCAUAGCUU